AGAUAGAAAGUAUCCAGCUACAAAGACUGCUUGAAGAUUUUACAAAUGGACCUACUGAGGCACUCAGCAUCCAUAUAAAGAAACCUCAUUGUAAACAGGCACUUUCCAAGACUGACUUCUAACAUUGAGCACCAUGGCCCAUGCUGUCUUUAUUCCUGGGUCAUCUCGAGGUACUGUGGGAGCCAUCUGCACUCUGCCUGCUUUGUGGAGAUUGACAGCUAGCACCUUGCGUCACCUUACCCUAACCAGCAUAAUGAAAUCCAAAAGAAAAACUGAUCACUUGGAGAGAACUGCAAGUGUCCUCCGACAGGAGGUCCUAGCUGCCGCUAAGGUGUGUGAUAUUGCCCAUGAGUCUCCGACAGUGAAGAGCAUCCGUUUGCUUGUCGCCGAUAAAGAUUUUUCCUUUAAAGCUGGCCAAUGGGUUGAUUUCUUUAUCCCAGGAGUCUCGGUCGUUGGUGGGUUUUCAAUCUGUUCCAGUCCCCAACUGCUAGAACAAGAGAGAAUAAUAGAAUUGGCAGUGAAAUAUACAGACCACCCUCCUGCUGUCUGGGUUCACAAGAAGUGCACACUUGGCUCUGAAGUGGCCCUCAGAGUGGGUGGAGAGUUCUUCUUUGACCCUCAGCCCACAGACGCCCCUCGAAACCUCGUGUUGAUUGCUGGAGGGGUCGGGAUUAACCCCCUGCUUUCCGUCCUGCGCCACUCAGCAGAUCUCCACCGAGACCAAGCAGACAAAGGAAGUGGCUAUGAGCUAGGAAGAAUAAAACUGUUCUACAGUGCAAAGAACACCAGCGAGCUCCUGUUUAAGAAAAAUAUCCUCGAUUUAGUAAAUGAAUUUCCAGAGAAGAUUACUUGCAGUUUGCAUGUUACAAAACAGACAUCACAGAUCAGUCCAGAGCUUAAGCCAUACAUCACAGAAGGAAGAAUAACAGAGAAGGAGAUAAGUGACCACGUGUCAGCAGAGACUCUGUUUUAUAUCUGUGGCCCACCUCCCAUGACUGACUUUUUCUCUAAGCAACUGGAAGACAGCCAAGUUCCCAAGGAACACAUUUGCUUUGAGAAGUGGUGGUAGGGAGAAGGCACGAAGAUCGAGAGCCACUCAGGAGAGCGAGACUGUUUGAGGCUGUGGGUUUGCCUCCAUCUGAGCUAUCUUUUUUUUUUUUUAAAGCUGUGAGCUAAGAGUUCAGCCCAAGACUAAGAAAAACCAGCAACAGAUGAACCCAGUAAAUUUCCUGAAGACUUCAUUUGUCAAGCUGUUGACUAUCUUGAUUUUUCUUUCAUUAAUACAUAUUUAAUUGUCUCAUGAUA
Molecule: messenger RNA, 1305 nt
Organism: Phodopus roborovskii (desert hamster)
Lineage: Eukaryota; Metazoa; Chordata; Mammalia; Rodentia; Cricetidae
Gene: Oxnad1
Product: oxidoreductase NAD binding domain containing 1
Exons: 8
Coding region: 134-1069 (311 amino acids)
Cellular component (GO): mitochondrion
Molecular function (GO): oxidoreductase activity
Source: RefSeq, a predicted model, not a curated record